GUUCAGAGCGCAUUGAUGUUAAUGUAAACAUUCACUUUCGAGCUAACUGUUGUGAAAGGCAGAUGGAUUCCCCGGACAGGGAUAACUUCUUUGAUAAAUUUGUUGACAGAAGAAAGAUUUUUGAUAAACAAGAUUGCAUUCAAUGCUUUCAACGUUACGACAUUGACAGAGAUGGCUUUCUGAAUAAGAAGGAGUUUCACCAGUUACUGAAUGAUGUGUUCUGUGAUGGCUCACAGUCCUACAAGCUCACUGAGGCACAGGAGGGGGAAAUUCUUACUCUCCUAGACCAAGACCAGGAUGGAAAAAUCAGUAAAGCUGAGUUUCUUGGAAACUGCUACUACUGGCUAAAACAGAUUUUACAGCCCAGCUCUGCUCUGAUUGUGGUUGAUGUACAGAAUGAUUUCCUGGAUGGAAACCUCGCACUUCGUAACUGUCCCGCAGGUCAGGAUGGGUUAGGGGUCAUUCCUGCCAUUAACUCUCUCCUUGAGACAGUGAACUUUGACCUUGUAGUGUAUACCAGAGAUUGGCACCCUGCAGACCACAUAUCAUUUGCAGAAAACAAGCACAUUAGACCUUUCCAUUCUUCAAGCCAAAUUUCUCAGAAAGAAGCCAAGGUUCAUGACACAGUGAUAUUUGAGGGAUCCUCCAUUACUGAGCAGAAACUAUGGCCCACUCAUUGUGUUCAGGGAAGCUGGGGAGCUGAACUGCACACAGAUCUCAAGGUCCCAGAUGACAGCAUCUUUGUGGAUAAAGGGAAGAAUCCUGAUGUGGACAGCUACUCAGCAUUCUGGGAUAACAACAAACAAUCACAGACAGAACUGGUCCAGAUCUUAUCUAAACGUAACAUUACUGAUGUCUAUGUCUGCGGAGUGGCCUAUGAUGUCUGUGUAGGUUUUACAGGGUUAGAUGCAGUGGACCAUGGAUUUAGGGUGAUUGCUCUGGAUGAUGCUUGUCGUGGUGUGGAUGUGCAGCACAUAGAAGACAUGAAGAAAUCACUCCAAGACAAAGGAGCCAUUAUUAUAAAUACCUGCAAGGUGAAGGACAUUGUAGAGGGAUCUGACCGUCCUCCAAAGCUUGGGCUCCAGACUGCACGAAAUGUGGCCCUGGCACGAACAUUAGUUAAUAACAAUAAGGUUCUCCCAACGUAAUUAUCUCCCUUUCAGUUCAUGUCUUCUGUUAAGAGUCUGUGUUGUUAGUAACAUUCAUCCUGAGCCUUGUGUACAAGUGCAAUGUUGACUUUUGUCUGUGUCACUUUCUUUGUGGAUCAUUAAUGUUUGUUUUUCUUUUGGUAUUUCAGAAUGUUUUGAUUGCAUACAGUUCAAAUUAAAAUAGUUGCUAAUUUACUUUAGGAAGUUGGAAGUUUAAGAGAUGCUAGUGAAUGAUGUUUCUAGUCAUAAACUUUCAUAAUCUCUUUUAAAUGAGGUUUUAUUUCUGUUCAUGGAUAUAAAGGUUUUUAUAGUUACAUAUACCUUAAUUAUUUUAAAAGUCCAGCUAACAUUUUUUGGUUAGUGAAUUUUUGUUUAUUAAUUUGUACACACACACCCAUAUAUAUUACAAUCUUAUACUUAAUAAGCAUGAUGGCAUGUCAAUUUAUAUUUUUAAAAAUGAUAUAUUGCCUAAUUGUAUUUUAAAUUUUUUUUCUGACACAGCCACACUGUAUUUAUUUUUAAAGGGUUACAUGUUCAGAGAAGUAAAUGAAAGGAUGAUGUUAAUAAAUGUCAGGAAAAUAGAUAUACCAUAUAACAAGGUAUUUUAGUGACAUUCAAAUUUAGUGAUUUUAUCCUAAAAUUGGGCAUUUAUUAUUAGUCCCCUACCGGUGAAACUGGAGGGGACUAUAGGUUUUUAUCAUGGUGAAUAAGAAUUUUUAACAAUUUACAAGAUAAAUUUAUUUAUUAUCUCGGACAAUAUUUAUGAAUGAAUUAUUAGCUAGAUUUAUUUUUACCAUUGCCAAGACCAUUUCUAAUUAUGCCAAAAUUUGAUGAUCAUGAAUAGUUCCUGUUAUAUGGUAUCAUAUCCUUUGAUAUUUAUUAGAUUACUAGUAUUCACCCACCUCAGUUAUUCUAGAUCUGAUUUCACUUGUUUCAUAUCAGUUUUUUUUAAUCCUCUGAAUUUUGUUUUUUUAUUAGAUUAAUACAACCUCCUCUUAUAUUAGGAUUCACAUUAACUAAAUA
Molecule: messenger RNA, 2171 nt
Organism: Saccostrea echinata
Lineage: Eukaryota; Metazoa; Mollusca; Bivalvia; Ostreida; Ostreidae
Product: nicotinamidase-like
Exons: 8
Coding region: 63-1148 (361 amino acids)
Molecular function (GO): calcium ion binding
Source: RefSeq, a predicted model, not a curated record